GAGAAGAGGGAGGAAGUGACACGUUCUUGAGAGAGACAGAUAGAAAGUGCUGGAGACCAAGGGCGUAGUCUGCACAUCGCUUAACAUUUUUUGGAACCACAACCAUACGAGCAUCUCUGUUCAGAUCAGAAUGGCAGCCUGGGACCUGUCUGUCGCUGUGGAGGAACUGGGACCGCAGGCCCCGCCUCUUAAAAUCAGUGUCACCUCAGAUCUACACAUCGGCGGAGUCAUCCUCAAAGUCGUGGAAAAGUCACAAAUCCAGAGGGACUGGUCCGAUCACGCUCUGUGGUGGGAGCAGAAGCAGCAGUGGUUACUGAAGCCGUCCUGGACGCUGGAUAAAUGUGGGAUUCACGCGGAUGCCCGGCUCUGCCUCACAUCUCAGCACAAGCCCCUGCGGCUGCGUCUUCCCAGCGGCAUCACCCUCCGCCUGAGAGCCUGCUUCUCCAGCCCCGUCUUCCGCUCCGUCACCGGCAUCUGCAGACUCCUGAACAUUCGCCACCCAGAGGAACUGUCCCUGCUGUGGCCAGUGGAAGAGAAGAAGAGAAAGAAAGAGAAAGAUGUCGAGGAAGAGCUGUAUGACAUCACACGCGCACCACUUCCUUCAAGCAGCAUCCCAAAGCUUGCUAACGGCAUGCCUGCGUUCUUCGCUGAAGCGGCUGAAACUGAGGCUGUGUACAAGAUGCUGGCGGUCAGUCAGCCUGCUCCGGCCCCAGAGACCAUCGCUAAACUGUACCGCACAACUAACAUAACGGAGAAAGCACACAUUAACAGCAGGUGGCUGGAUUCGUCCCGUUCUCUUCUACAACAGGGAGUCAAAGAACAUGAUAAACUCCUACUGCGUUUCAAAUACUACACCUUUCAUGACAUCGCGCCACAGGCGGAUGCGGUGCGUGUGACGCAGCUGUACGAGCAGGCGAGGUGGGCUGUCCUGCUGGAGGAGACUGAAUGCACCGAGGAGGAGAUGAUGGUCUUCGCUGCCUUACAGUACCACAUUGGGAAAGUGUCUCUGACGGAGCAGUUCGUGGCGUCUUGUCCAGCGAUGGAAGAUCUGGAUUCAGCUCUACAGUGUCUGGAGGUGAAGAUGGAAGGAGAGAGCAGUGCGGACGACAUGCUGGAAACAAUGACGGCUCCAGAACUACACGACUACUUGAAAAUAUUCAGACCGAAGAGGCUGACACUGAAAGGGUAUAAACAAUACUGGUUUACGUUUAAGGAGACGACCAUCUCCUACUUCAAGAGUAAAGAGGAGAGCUGUAAAGAGCCCAUUCAACAGAUGAGCCUUAAAGGCUGCGAGGUGGCUCCGGAUGUGAGUGUUGCCGGGCAGAAGUUUUGCAUCAGGUUGCUGAUUCCCGGGCCAGAGGGCAUGAACGAGGUCUACUUGCGCUGUGAGCAUGAACAGCAGUACAGCCGGUGGAUGGCAGCGUGCCGCUUGGCCUCCAAAGGCAAGACUUUAGCGGACAGCUCCUUCUCCAGUGAGGUGCAGAGUAUCCAGUCGUUCCUGGCCAUGCAGAAAACCACACCUAGCACUAACACGGCUCAGACGGAUGAAAGCAUCAAUACACACAGCCUCGUCUCUCCACGCUACCAGAAGAAGUACAAACCCAAGCAGCUCACGCCGAGGAUCCUGGAGGCCUAUCAGAACGUAGCUCAGCUCUCAUUAACAGACGCCGUUCAGAGGUUCCUUCAGAUCUGGCAGGCUCUGCCUGACUUCGGCCUCGCUUAUAUUGUAGUCAGGUUUAAGGGUUGCCGCAAGGAUGAGGUGCUUGGCAUUGCCAAUAAUCGUCUAAUCCGCAUUGACCUGAGUGUCGGAGAUGUUGUGAAAACCUGGAGAUACAACACCAUGAGGCAGUGGAACGUCAACUGGGACAUCAAACAGGUUGCCAUCGAGUUUGAUGGCAAUGUGAACAUCGCCUUCAGCUGUGUGACAGCAGAUUGUAAGAUUGUCCACGAGUACAUCGGCGGCUACAUCUUCAUGUCCACGCGCGGUCGGGAGCAGAGCAACACUCUGAACGAGGAGCUGUUUUACAAACUGACAGGCGGCCAUGAAGCGCUUUGAGAGAAAUACACAUCUGUGCACCUAUGGACUGAAGAGUGUUCAUUCAUAACCUAAAAAGCAUACACAUACAGAUAUGGCCAUCCAUGAGUACUUCCCUUGAAAAACACUAUGUUGUCUUGUGAGACCUGAGGUGUUUCGUUUUCUGACAUUUAGCAGUGUGGCAGUUCUCUGUCUUCUUGUUUUAAUUGGCUUUGAUCAUUCAUGUCUUGCAGUUAUUAAUUUUUACUGUCAAAGCUUGUCAGCCUUUUGCUUUAAUUCUGAUGCAUCUUAUUGCUUAACUUCAGAGUUCAAGGUUUCGCGUUGUAUUAAUAUAGUAUGACAGUGUAUUGUGUUAAAUACAGUGUUGCUAGGCGAGGAAACUGUUUGAUUUGCAGCUCAAGCGUUAAAAAGGAUGCAUGGUGGUGACAUCAUUUGUCGCAGGAAACCACCGUGCAAGUUUCACAAGCAAUGCGUGUAGCAGAGUAUGAAGAACUGCAUCCUGUGCACUAAAAUUAAUCCUGCAGACUUCAAUUGCAAUCAUAAAUAGCAAAAACAUAGACACCUACUCAGAAGUUGUUGU
Messenger RNA from Sinocyclocheilus rhinocerous, 2615 nucleotides. RefSeq names its product fermitin family homolog 3-like. Gene Ontology annotation, biological process: platelet aggregation; integrin activation; regulation of cell-cell adhesion mediated by integrin. Gene Ontology annotation, cellular component: cell-substrate junction. Lineage: Eukaryota; Metazoa; Chordata; Actinopteri; Cypriniformes; Cyprinidae. The record is from RefSeq and is a predicted model, not a curated record. The transcript is spliced from 15 exons. Gene Ontology annotation, molecular function: integrin binding. Bases 131 to 2056 code for a protein of 641 amino acids.